Messenger RNA from Felis catus (domestic cat), 1937 nucleotides. Its product is annotated as histone H1.4-like. Gene Ontology annotation, molecular function: DNA binding; structural constituent of chromatin. Bases 386 to 643 code for a protein of 85 amino acids. Gene Ontology annotation, biological process: nucleosome assembly. The record is from RefSeq and is a predicted model, not a curated record. Lineage: Eukaryota; Metazoa; Chordata; Mammalia; Carnivora; Felidae. The transcript has a single exon. Gene Ontology annotation, cellular component: nucleosome.
GUCUGCUUCCGAUUCUGUGUCUCCCUCUCUCUCUGCCCCUCCCCCGUUCAUGCUCGGUCUCUCUGUCUCAAAAAUAAAUAAAAAAAUUAAAAAACACAAAAACAAAAUACCAUCACUGUGGGAAAUCAUAGCUAUGUCCUGGGUUAGAUUAUAAGGACUGCAUUGCAAAGCAGACCACUGCUUUCUGGCUUUGCUGAAAACAGUGGACUGGUAUCUAGCUAAUGUAUAUCUAGGGGCCAAGUCCCAGCUAGUCUCUGUGCCCUGCUGCACCUGCCACUCUGACCCCUGCUGAGAAGAUGCUCAUGAAAAGGCCCACAAGUCUGCAGGUGUCACCAAGUGCAAGGCUGUCACUGCCUCCAGGGAGUGCAGUGAUGUGUCCCUAGCUAUGCUCAAGAAGGUGUUGGCGGCCACCGGCAUUGACCCGGAGAAAAACAGCAUCAAGCUGGGCCUCAAGAGGCUGGUGAGCAAGGGCACCCUGAUUCAGACCAAGGGCACUGGUGCCUUGGGUUCAUUCAAGCUCAACAAGGUGGCCUCAGGGAAAGCCAAGCCUAAAGCCAAGAUGGCAGGCGUGGCCAACCCCAAGAAGGCCAUGGGGGCAAGUACCCCCAAGAAGAGUGCCAAGAAGACCCCAAAGAAAGCGUAGAAGCCUUUAGCAACUGCAGGAACCAAGAAGGCCAAGAAUCCCAAAAAAAUGAAAGCAGCCAAGGCCAGGAAGGCACCCAAGAGGCCAGUGAAGACCAGAAAGCAGUAUCUGUUCUGCAAUGCGUCCCCUAUAGUCUCCUAACUCAGGACCUAGAUAUUGGAUUUCCCACAAAUCACUAACUCCCCUCAUGUGUGCACGCAGAUGCGCGCGCACACACACAACAGCAGUAACAAGGAAUCUAGCCACUGCCACAUGGCUUCAAACAAAACCUCUAUUUUUGGAUUUACCACCACCUUCCCCGGGUCCAUUAAGGGGUGGAGUACGUUAAAAUCCUGACAAGCUUGCUGAUGUAUCCUGAAUCUUCAGGUUUAAGAACUAUUUUUAGGACUGCAAUAUAAAACCCAGCACUGAGAAACCUAGGAGAACCAAUCAUGACACCCCAGAGGUGAACUGGGGGAGGGAAGGAGGCCGCUAACAUCCUUCAGUCCUCCUGCCUGAGCUGAAGUUUUUCAGCAGACAGACUAUUUAUAAAAUCUACCCUGUAUGCUUCCAGAAACCAUCAGAAGCAGCCUCUUCUUUAUUUUCAGCAUGUGCCGGGAACUAGUCUGAGUCAGGGUCACACUGGAGUUCAGUUGAAGGUCACUGAGUGAAGCUCCUCUGGUCCCAGCCAUCUCAGGUAGCUGGACUGUAUUGUUCCAGGCUUCCUGUCUGCUUCUGAGCUGUCCUCCAACUUUUGGUGCUGAAUCUUUGCUAACAUGCCCAUAUGUGAAUCCAGAUGCAAGUCCUUUCCUUGCACUCAAAUGCAGCACCGCAUUUUGCCACCCACUGAGUACAAUAUCAUACCAUAUUUCCCCAUUACCUUGAAAACCUAAAAUACUUAGGAAUUCCAGAAUGCUUAGGAAUGUCACUGUAUUUUCAGGGUUCAUUAUUGUCCAUUCAAUUGUGUAUUGCUCUACAGUGUGCAAAUUUUACAUGCAAUUAUUUUAGUUGAGGUCCAGAAUCUUGAAGUGGAUAAUCCAUUAAUGUAUCUCUUCACAUGCCAACAUACGAACAGUGUGGUGAUAGGUACAAUAGUGCACGAAGGAUCAAGUUGGGAUUUAGAGUUUGCAUUGUGGUUAUUUUGCAGGAAUUGUGGGCUGGCAGGAGGUGGGGAAGGAAACAGGUGGAACAGGAGAACAUGAGCUGCAAGUUCCUCAUCUGUAAGAGGAGAUUGGAAGAAAAACUGGCGUCCCUGGAUUAAAAAUUUAAUGUUUUUAUUUAUUUUGAAAGGGAGAGCAUGAGCUGCGGGAGGAGC